Molecule: messenger RNA, 943 nt
Organism: Nerophis lumbriciformis (worm pipefish)
Lineage: Eukaryota; Metazoa; Chordata; Actinopteri; Syngnathiformes; Syngnathidae
Source: RefSeq, a predicted model, not a curated record
CAGACCCUAAUUGUGUGAGUGUGUGUUUGCAUGUGUUCCCUCAAAAGUACAAGAAAGUUGUUCUUUGUCUUGGCCGGAAAAUUGGAAGUAGCCGAGGGAAGAGUUCCGCUGUGGGGGAGAAAAGAAAUUGCUAUCAUGUGGCAUUGGUGGAUGCCCUUUUUCUUGGCCUUGGUUUCCAUGGCAAUCCCAACAAUCUGCCAAAGUGGGGACGGCGAUUAUGGAUCAGGCUUUGACUUUUACCUCUCGAUCACAGCCACUGAUGGGCCAUUGCAAUCCGUCGCUGAUGAGCCUGCGAGGGUGAAAAAUAACCCAACGUCCCCCGACGUGUCCUCUUUUCCACCGCACCAGAAGACGUGUGCAGUCCGCUUCAGCACCAGCGACGUCUCAGCCCGGAAGCUGAAGGCCCAGAAGGAGGAGCUGGCCUACCUGCAGGCCAUCCAGCACGCCAACAAGGCGGUGAUGGAGAACCUGGUGCAGUAUGUCGGGGCCGAGCUGCGACACGAGAGCUACGAGGAGGUGAUCCGAGCCAACAUGGUGGGCAUCCUGGAGGACCACAAGAGCUGCCUGGAGGUGACCGAGAAAGCAGAGGAAGACCUGAAGAAGCAGCUGCAAGGCAAUGUACUCGACACCCUCGCUAGGAUGCAGAAAAUCCAUGACGAGUCAUUGGCUUUUGAGGACAUGCUUCGGGCGGCGUUUGACAUGGCCAAGCGCCUGGAGAGCUCGUCACAGACCCUUCAUGCUUCAUUCACCAAGCAGUUGAGAGACACGGUCAAAGUCCACGGCUAACACUUGGACACUUUUCUGUUUCCUUCAUUGGAUUGUAAUCACCGACUCAGCUGGCUGGGACUCAAUGUAUAGAAUUGUGGAAUGAAGCCAUUACAGUAUUAUGCAAGUGGUAUAAGGUUGAGGUGUUUAAGGGUCAUAAUGGCCCUGCUCAUCUUCU